Olea europaea var. sylvestris is the source of this 2542-nucleotide messenger RNA. Its product is annotated as transmembrane and coiled-coil domain-containing protein 4. The transcript has 17 exons. The record is from RefSeq and is a predicted model, not a curated record. Lineage: Eukaryota; Viridiplantae; Streptophyta; Magnoliopsida; Lamiales; Oleaceae. The coding region runs from base 118 to 2124 and encodes 668 amino acids.
UUGCAUUUGACUGGAUAACAGACAUUUUUCUACGAAGGUGUUAAUAGCGGAAGGCCACAGGUCACUUGAUAAUAAAUUCAUUCAAAAUAAUUGGAAUUGGGAGAAAAAUAAGAAAGAAUGUCGUCAUCGUCGUCGAUUUUGACGCCGACGCAGAAGUACGCGGCAGGAGCGUUGUUUGGGCUGGCGCUGCAUCAGGCUCAGAUCCACCUGACUCGCCCAUUGGGUUUCCCCUCUGUUGACGACGAUGGCGGCCGCUCUUCGGAGGAGCGUGUCAGCAAUGGCAGCAGUUCUGACUCCGUUUCGGAGGAUCCCCAGCUUUGGGUCCACGAAUCUUCUUGUCUUCUUCGCCCAAUUUUCAAGUUUCUAGAGAUUGACAAGAAAGCGUGGUCGGGACUCGAGGAAACUUCUGGAUGUUCACCACCAAAGCAUCAUGUUGGAGCAUUCCUAAGGAUUCUUGCAGAAGAAAGUGGUGGCAUGUCUUCAGAAGCUGUAGAUAAGGAACAUGCUUUGGCGAAUGGCGUGGAUGCCAUGGCUUCAAGCAUGGAAAGAACUUCUGUCGAUGAUGAGUCCAAGAAGGAGAAGCAUCGCGAGUAUAAGAAUGCUUGUCAGGAGAAGUUUUCGAGUGCUGAAACAGUGUCCAAAACUAAACACGAAGAGGAAAAAGUGCCUGACAAUAGUCAGCAGGAGAUAAGUCACAAGCCAUCUAUCACUGAACAAGCACAUGUACAAGCCAACUUUGAAUUUGAUGAAAAACAAUUGGAAGAGGUAAGUUAUCCAAGGAAAGUGGCAGUUCUAUAUGAGCUUCUUUCAGCUUGUCUGGCAGACAUACCUGGAGAUGACAAGAAAUGCACCAGGGAAAGAAAGGGAUAUGAUGCAAGACACCGUGUGGCAUUACGGUUGCUAGCUGCAUGGUUUAAUGUGAAGUGGAUUAAACUGGAAGCCAUGGAAACCAUGGUUGCUUGUUCAGCAAUGGCUCUACUAAAAGAGGAAGAAUCAAAAGAAGAAACCCAAUCUCCAAAAACCUCAUGGGCUAAGUGGAAACGUGGAGGUAUCAUAGGUGCUGCUGCAUUAACUGGAGGAACCUUAAUGGCAAUUACUGGCGGUUUAGCUGCUCCAGCAAUUGCUGCAGGGUUUGGUGCUUUAGCACCCACAUUAGGAACUAUAAUCCCAGUGAUUGGAGCAAGUGGGUUUGCUGCUGUUGCCACUGCUGCAGGAAGUGUUGCUGGUUCUGUUGCAGUUGCAGCAUCUUUUGGUGCUGCUGGAGCUGGACUUACAGGCAGUAAAAUGGCUAGGAGAAUUGGAGACGUUGAUGAAUUUGAGUUCAAAACGAUAGGAGAAAAUCAUAACCAAGGACUGCUAGCAGUUGAGAUCUUGGUCUCUGGAUUUGUUUUUGAGAAGGAAGAUUUUGUAAGACCCUGGGAAGUACAACAUGAUAACUUGGAGAGGUAUGCACUGCAGUGGGAGUCUAAGAAUCUAAUUUCUGUAAGCACGGCAAUUCAAGACUGGCUUACUUCAAGACUUGCCAUGGAAAUCAUGAAGCGAGGUGCCAUGAUGACUGUACUAAGCUCGCUUUUAACAGCGUUAGCUUGGCCAGCAACAUUACUUACUCUUACUGAUUUUAUCGAUAGCAAAUGGGCAAUUGCUGUGGACAGAUCUGAUAAGGCUGGAAAGCUGCUUGCCGAAGUAUUGUUAAAGGGGUUGCAAGGGCAUAGGCCUGUGACACUUGUAGGUUUCUCACUUGGUGCAAGAGUUAUUUUUAGUUGUCUCCAGAUUUUGGCUGAAAGUGAAAAUGGUGCUGGACUUGUGGAAAGAGUUGUUCUACUUGGAGCACCCAUUGCAAUUAAAGAUAUGAAUUGGGAAGCUACUCGAAAGGUGGUGGCCGGGAGAUUUGUGAAUGCAUAUUCUACUAAUGAUUGGAUACUUGGAAUUGCAUUUCGUGCCAAUCUUCUUACACAAGGAUUGGCGGGAAUUCAACCAGUGGAAGUGCCUGGAAUUGAAAAUGUUGACGUAACUAGCAUAAUUGAGGGUCACUCCUCGUAUCUUUGGAGUACCCAAGAGAUCCUAGAACAGCUCGAACUGGAUACUUAUUAUCCUAUUUUCAGUCACCCUGUUGUCAAAACAUAGAUUGUACUGACCUUCUGGCAUGGAGUGGACUUGCAUCAGAGGUUGCAUCUUGGUCAGAAAUGGAGGUAUGAAUCAUAAGAAUUGCACAAAUGAAACAACAGCUAAAUAGGUGGUAAAAUAGAAGAUCUUUACUAUUUCAUAUUACUGAGGAGAUCAAUUGUGGCUGGAGAAGUACCAAAUAGAUGCAGGAGUUCCCAUACUAGAAAUUUAAUAGAUCCACCUUUUUCUUCUCAAAUUUUUUCCCAUCACAUUUCCGUAUGUUUGUAUGUAAAUUCCCGUACGUACUCUGUUUCCAGAUAUUAUAAGUUAUAUGCAUAUAGUAUAUGUAAUGUUACAAGCAUUCUGCGUUCAAUGUUCUAGUAUAAGUAAAUGUUUCUUGGCUCGGGCUUUUACCUUGGGCCUUACCGAGCUGUCUCGA